GAAGAAUAACAUUCACAUCGAAUGUAAUCAACAUUUUUUACUGACAACUGACAGCUAAAAUAACUGUUCUUUUUGUCUUUAAUUUAGGAAAUAUAUGUAGGACAAAUCACAAGAGAAAAAUGCCGGAGAAGCAAGAUGAUUGUGUUAGAGUAUGUGUAAGGUGUCGACCUUUAAAUGACACUGAAGUUAAACAGGGAUGUGUAAUGUGUGUGAAGGUUGAUGAAGUGAGAGGAUCCAUUGAAGUGAACAUUCCUAACAGCCACCAUGGAGAGCCUCCCAAAAAAUUCACAUUUGAUAUGGUGUUUGGUCCAAAUUCAAAACAAGUGGACUUGUAUAAUCAAGCAGCCAGACCUAUUGUAGACUUUGUAUUGGAGGGAUACAAUGGAACUAUAUUUGCCUAUGGUCAGACUGGUACCGGGAAGACUUUCACUAUGGAAGGUGUUAGAGCAGUACCAGAAUUAAGAGGAAUAAUACCUAAUUCUUUUGCUCAUAUAUUUGGUAAAAUUGCAAAAGCAGAGGGAGACACAAGAUUUUUAGUAAGGGUGUCAUAUUUGGAAAUCUACAAUGAAGAGGUCAGAGAUCUGCUACAUAAAGACCAAAAUCAGAGAUUGGAAGUAAAAGAGAGACCAGAUGUAGGUGUUUAUGUCAAAGAUUUAUCUGCAUUUGCUGUAAAUAAUGCAGAUGACAUGGACAGAAUAAUGACAUUGGGAAAUAAAAAUCGUUCAGUUGGAGCUACCAAUAUGAAUCUUCACAGUUCUAGAUCCCAUGCUAUAUUUUCUGUUACUGUGGAAUGCAGUGAGAAAGGUCCUGAUGGCAAACAUCAUGUCAGAGCUGGCAAACUUCACUUAGUUGAUUUGGCUGGUUCAGAAAGACAAGCUAAAACUGGUGCUACAGGUCAAAGGUUAAAAGAGGCCACAAAAAUCAAUCUAUCUUUGUCAACCCUUGGUAAUGUAAUAUCCUCAUUGGUAGAUGGUAAAAGUACACAUAUACCAUACAGAAAUUCUAAAUUGACCAGACUGCUGCAGGAUUCAUUAGGAGGAAACUCUAAAACUGCUAUGAUAGCCAACAUAGGUCCAGCAGAUUAUAAUUUUGACGAAUCUAUCAGUUCUUUACGAUAUGCCAAUCGUGCCAAGAAUAUCAAGAACAAAGCUAAAAUUAAUGAAGAUCCUAAAGAUGCUUUACUUAGACAAUUUCAGAAAGAAAUUGAAGAACUUAGAAAACAGCUUGAAGAAGGAUCAGAUUAUGAGGGUGGAUCAGAGUCUGAGUCUGAGGAGGAAGUUGUAGGUGACGAUGGAGUUGUAAGACGUAGGAAGAAACAAAGAAGGAAAAAAAAGGAAGGUGGUAGUAAAGGAAACCAUAUAUCAAAAGAAAAGAUGUCAGAAAUACAGGCCAUUAUUGAAAAGGAUAGAAAGUUACUGGAACAGAAGAAAGACAUGGCUGAGGAAGAGAGAAAUAAAGUUAAGAAUGAACUAGAAUCUAGGGAGUCAGAACUUAAAAAAUACCAAGAAGAACAAGAACAACUUCAUCAGAAACUUGCAGCAAUAGAGAAAAAGUUGAUUGUUGGUGGUGAAAAUCUGUUAGAAAAAGCUGAAGAGCAAGAAAGAUUGUUAGAGGAAAGUGCAAAGGAAUUACAGGAGAGGAAAGAAAAGGAAGAGGAACUGAGAACAGCUUUAGAGGAGAAGGAGCAAGAAAGAUUAGACAUAGAAGAAAAAUACUCCAAUUUACAAGAAGAAAAAGCUGGAAAAACAAAAAAGUUAAAGAAAGUUUGGACCAUGUUAAUGCAAGCAAAAUCUGAGAUUGCAGAUUUACAGCAAGAACAUCAGAGAGAAAUGGAAGGUUUGUUAGAGAAUGUACGACAACUAAGUCGAGAGUUGAAAUUACAGAUGGUUGUUAUAGACAACUUCAUACCUCCAGAAUAUCAGGAAAUGAUAGAACAACAUGUCCAUUGGAAUGAUGACAUCGGAGAAUGGCAGCUUAAAUGUGUUGCAUACACGGGAAACAACAUGAUGAAAACACAACAAAAAGAUCAGGAUAAAAAUGAGUUAAAAGAGCCAGACUUGUCUAAUGUAUACCUAGCUUAUACUGCUGAAGGGGCAGCUGAAGCCAUGAAACCAAAAGCAGGCAAAUCUGGAAGACCUAAAUCUAGUAAACCAAAAUCUGCUAGACCUAAAAGUUCCAAAAAAUAUUGAAAAAAAAAUGUUUUGCUUGAAGGAAAAGAGACCAAUCCAAUCUUGAUGAACUGUUACAGUAACUUUACACCUUAGCUGCAGCCAUUGUUGUUAAGUUUAUUGCAUAUUUUGGACAGAUUGUUUAAUUAUUUAUCAAUCACAGGAGGUCAAACUUUAUUGAAUCAUAGAAUAAUUUGUAUUGGUCUUUUCUUUCUUACAUUUUAAAAGAAUAUGUAAUGCCAUUGACAUUACUGAAGGAGGCAGAUCAUAGCUUUUCCCGAACUUUUCUUGAUGUUGAUAAGACAGCAAAAUUGACUAUAUACAAGUAUUAUUGAAAAAAAAUGACAACAAGAGAAAUAAAAAUUUCCCUUGAAAUUUCUUGCACCAUAAGCUACAAUUGAAUUUCAUAUUUUGUCAAAAUUUGAACCUACUAACCUCAAUUAUUCAAUAUCACAGUGUUUCAACUGGUAUCUCUAUGAAUAAUCUCACAUGGUUAUGUACAGUUUGUUGGCAGGUAACUUUAUUUUAAGUUCAGUAAGGUUGUUUCUUUUUACGUUCAGUAUUGCACAAGAUGUUGCUAUAUGUGUUGAUCUGAAUGAGAAAUAGUAAUAAAAAAAAAAAAAAAAAAUAAGUUUCUUCUUUUCAAAUAGUCCAUGUGAAAAUAUUCUUUUGGUUUCAGACAUGAUAUGAUUCAUAAUAUGUAGUCUUUUUAUCUAUUGCAUGAAAUUUUAAAGUGCUUUGAAAGGUUGUGAUUUCUAAAUGUGAUAUGUAUAUGGGAAACGAAUUAGUUAAAUUAUUCAAGUAUGUGCGUUUGUGUGCAUGUGUGUGAGUGUAUUUGAGAGUAAUAAUAUAUUUGCAAAACUUGUAAUUCAUGUACAAUGUUGUCCACAUGACUGGGAACUGUAACUUAUAAACAGGCCUGGCUUCAUUUGUGAAUAUUGAUAUAGGUGUGCAUGGCAUUGUUUACAUCAAUGGUGUUUAGAAAGGCAUGUAUUUUGUACACAUAAUACUUCCAAAGAAUCAUCUUAAAUGACUUGAAGCUCAUACAGAAUUUCCAUCAAUUUAUGUUUUUAAAAUCCCAAAUUCACCAUGUUCAAGGUAUAUGCAAGACAGAUGACAAUGCAAAUGAAUGUCAAAAUUUUAUGACGUUGAUCAAUAUUUCUUCUGUGUCAUAUUUAAAGUAUAUUUUAUAGUUUAACAUGGGUUUAUUUUAAAAUGUUUGACAGUACAGUUAAAGGAAAAAUUGUGUUUCUCAAUUUUGUCAAGCUUACCUAACCUAGCAGUUGAAUUCAAAUGUUAUGUUUUUGUACAACUGUUCUUGAGUUGGAUUCAAAGUGCGAGUACAAAUUUUCUUGAUUGAAUUAUAGAACUUAUUACAGUGAUAUGAUGGUUGAUUUUCUGUAAACCUGCACCCAACAUUCACCCUCCUCCAUUUUACGAUUUAUAUUGAUUGCACUGGUUAGACUUAAUUUCUUUGUUUCUGUUAGAUUUUUCUUUAAAAAAAAACAUAUAAGUUUCAGAAGAUUAAGCUUGUCAAGUGUUUUAGAAUUAAAUGUUGUUAUGUUCUCUUUAUUUCAGCUGUAGAGGCUUUAUCUCUUCUCUUCAAUCAUUGAAGACCUGCUGAUAACUAAAUCCAUCCAUUUUUUUUAUUGUUAGUAUAUUUUUUUUUAUAUUUAUUCUUUGUAUACAUUAUUUUUUACAUUAUGAUUUACAAACAAAGUCUUUUUACAUGUUAUUAUUGUAAUUCUGUAGAUUUAUUCUAGACUUUUUGUUUUUCUUCUGUUUGUAUAAGAUUUCAUCCAUAUGUUAUUUUAGUCUGGUGAGAACAAGGCUGAUAACUUUCUAUAUUAGAAGAUGGUUGGAGUUCUAGACUUUCUUUUUUGCUAUUUUUUUAACCUUUAUGAUUAAAAGGGGGACAAAUAUGCUGUGACACAUGCAUGAAUGAAGUUGAGAGUAGUUUAAAGAUUUUCAAAUCUCAUAAAUAGUGUAAAAAGACACAAGUCAAGGCAGCAAACAAAAAGUAUGAUUGAUGAUUGAUUGAUUGAUUGGUGUUAAAUGCCACUUUCAGCACUAUUGUGCUAUUUCGUGGCGGUCAAUUUUUUUUGGUGUAGAAAGCCAGAGUGCUGAGAGAGAACCUCUGACCCUCGGUAGGAAAAUUGACAAUCCAAGAAUGGAGUCUAGCACACCUGCCACAUGCAUGAUUCAAACUCACAACCUCAGUAUUAACAGGCUAAUGAUACAGUACCUCGACUACUUAGACCAAUCGGCCAUCAAGGUGAUUCCCAUAUACCAGACUGCAAUUAUUACUUUAUUGACAAAAUGCUCUGUAAUCUCAGAGUUAAAAAAUAAAAUCUUUAUUUCUUUUGUUAUUUACUACAAGUGAAAUUUGAAUUUAUAAUAAUAUUAACUAAAAGUCAAAAUUGUGUAGAUUUUGCACCUCCUUAAGAAAAACUAAAUGUUUGUCUACAUCUUGUGCGAUUUUUAACAUAAUUUUAUAAUUGAAGGCUUUUCAUAGUUGGUUUAUUCCUUAUUUACAUAUUUUAUAUAACUUGCAAUUUCUUGAUAUAGAUGCCCUUCAAAUGAAAGCACUUAUACUUAUAUAUUUAAUGGUUUUUUUUUGUAAAAGAAUCUGUUCUAUAUUCAGAAACUAUAUUUCAACGAUCCCAGGACUAUAAAAAUUAAUUUUCCAUAUUAUUAUUUCAACUAAAGAUGAAAUAUAAUUUAUAAUCAGAGUAUAAUCAUACUACUUUUAAAAUACCAUUGAAUGUUCAUUAUUUGACCAAAAAUAGCAUAGCUGCCUCUGUGGGUUCUUUGUUGAAUGCUCACUGUGAGUGUGGGAGGUUGUGUGAUCAAUCUCUACCAGGAUUGAGCCGAACACUUUGCAUUGGCUGCUUUUCUGCCAUGCAUAAGGUGAAAGUCUGAAUAUUGUGUCAGACUAGGAUGAUGUUUACUUGCUGACUUUUACCUUUUGAGUUAGCAUGUCAACCUAUCAUAAAGUUUGAUCAAAUCAUAUCUGAUUUACAUAGUCUUGAAUAUGCAUAUAAUAUUUGAUGCAAAAUAUUAAGCACCCAUCAAUCAAUCAUGGGAAUGAUAAGUAAUAAAUAAUUGGACUAUUUAUCAGAUAAUUGAUUCUCAAUUGUUUCUUUCUAAGAGGUGUCCCAAUUAAAACAAACAUAUAGGAGUCCUUGUUAUUUAUUGGAUUAUAUUUUUUUUAAUUUCAAACUAUGAAUGAAUGUAAAUGUAAUUUCCUAAUACAUUGUAUAAUGGAAUUUAGUGUAAAAAAAUAUUUGUUCUCAAUUAAAAAAAAUUGUUGCACCUAUUGAAUGAAUAAUUUAAGUGCUGAACUCCAAAAUGGCUUAUGGUUUCAUAGUUGCAUUUUAGUUUCAGUAAUAGAAAAAAAACUGAAAACAAAAUUGUGUUUGAAAUCACACAAUGUUAUUGCUAAUUGCAAAUCUCAUUUUGGAUGUAAUGAUGAUUUAUAUUUUUUAUAAUAAAGCAGUUGUACUUUA
Mytilus californianus (California mussel) is the source of this 5677-nucleotide messenger RNA. RefSeq names its product kinesin-like protein KIF3A. The transcript is spliced from 19 exons. Gene Ontology annotation, biological process: microtubule-based movement. NCBI's taxonomy places the organism in Eukaryota, Metazoa, Mollusca, Bivalvia, Mytilida, Mytilidae. Bases 120 to 2189 code for a protein of 689 amino acids. The record is from RefSeq and is a predicted model, not a curated record. Gene Ontology annotation, molecular function: microtubule motor activity; microtubule binding; ATP binding.